UGGCAAAAUUCAAUGAAAACCUAGUAACUAGGUACUGGUAUAAGAUACCUACAAUGAAAUUUAAACAAAUCAAAACAAACAACAAGAGCGUAUUUGUUCGCGAACUUAAAUAAAAUUAUACCUAAGUAUCUAAUAAAAAUGUUGUCCGAUUUUGCCAAAGAGAAAGUAUUCUGGACCAGAAAAAUGAAUUUAAACUUAGUAAAGUUCAUUGAAAGCAAACCAAAUAUAUGGAAUCCAAAACAUCCCAAGUACACUUCGAUGAAAUGCAAAGACCAGACAUACGCAGAAUUUGCCGCAAAGUACGGAAAUGAAUUUACAGGACAAGCGGUCAAAGACAGAUGGACAAACAUCAGGUCUACCUAUGCUAAUUAUUUGAGGAAAUUGAAGACAAGUCGAGCUAAAGGAGAGGAAUAUAAAAUAAACUGGCACUUAUGGAAUGCCUGCCACUUCUUGAUGAAGGUUCAUAGAAGAAUGAAAGGAGUUUCAUCAUUAACAGAAAUGCAAAUGGAAGAUACAAAAGAGCAAUCGGAAGUUUCUUCAGAACAAGAAGAGAAAAGUAGUCAAGAUGAAAUAGAAGAUGAUUCAACUGAUGUACAAACAGUUACAUGUCAAAGUAUAGUAAAUAACUUGAUUACAGUUAUGAAGGAUGUUCAAAAUGAUGCAUUUGGACUUGGACACACAAAACACGGACAGGUAGGAAGGGCUGUGGCAAGAAAACUUGCACAAAUGAACUCCUAUGAUGCUGGAAAAGCUUCUCAAAGAAUUAUUGAAAUUUUACUGCUUUAUGAUGAAAAUAAUCCACAAAACCCAAAUAACAUUAAAUCAGAAUGUAUGUAAUAUAUUUUAAUGUAAUAUAACUAAGAAAAACUUAUAUAACAUUAUGAUUGUUUUCAUUUAUAGAGUUUGACGACCUCAGUGACGCAGUGGUAAAGUUCUUGCCACUGAACCAAAAGGUCCUGGGUUUGAUCCCCGGUUGGUUCAUGAUGGAAAGUGAUCUUUUUCUGAUUGGCCCAGGUCUUGGAUGUUUAUCUAUAUAUGUAUUUGUUAUAAAAUAUAGUAUCGUUGAGUUAGUAUCCCAUAACACAAGUCUCGAACUUACUUUGGGGCUAUCUCAAUCUGUGUGAUUUGUCCUAAUAUAUUUAUUUAUUUAUAGUCAGAAGAUUUGAUUACCACUUUCUAAAUUUAUAUAUGAUUUGAUGAUACUUAUCAUAUUUUUAAAACUACAAAUAUAUUAGUCAAUAUUCAAACUAUUUAAUAUGAAAAACAAUAAUUUGUCGAUGAAAUAAACUUAAAUUAUUUUUCUCUACAAGAAAUUCACUA
Messenger RNA from Plodia interpunctella (Indianmeal moth), 1320 nucleotides. RefSeq lists its product as uncharacterized. Lineage: Eukaryota; Metazoa; Arthropoda; Insecta; Lepidoptera; Pyralidae. The record is from RefSeq and is a predicted model, not a curated record. The coding region runs from base 139 to 837 and encodes 232 amino acids. The transcript is spliced from 3 exons.